CGUGUGAUCAGGCUAAUUAACGGGACUAUAUAUGAGUAAGCUAUUUUAAAAAAAUUCGCAGUCAGUCAAAAAAUCAAAAAAGCAGUUCAUUUUAAUUGAAGAAAAUGAAGACCACUGUUUGCAGUUUUUUCUUUGCCCUCUUGGUGAUAUUUAAUUUUAUUCAAUUAAGUUUACAGUCGAACCCACCCAAAAAUAACCUGGUAGGAGGCUAUGUGAAAAUACAUAGGCUAGAUCCCACUGAAGUUAAAAAAAAUGGACCUUCAACAAUACUGGAAAAUUACGCUGCCCUCCCUCGUUCACCAGCACCUGACCCACUUCUUCGCCAAAACUCAGUUUCUCAUCGAUCUCCAGAAAUUAUUGAAAAUUAUUUUCCCCUUGAAGUUCCACCUAGAAAGCAGCCUAUCCCCUCACCAUUUGGGUCUAGAUAUAUAUCUAUGUUUGGAUACAAAUCCACAUCUGGAUCUGGAAGCGGAACUUCCAAACCCCAGCAGACCAAUUAAAGUAAAUAAAUAAUUUAUGGA
Messenger RNA from Belonocnema kinseyi, 521 nucleotides. RefSeq lists its product as uncharacterized. The coding region runs from base 105 to 500 and encodes 131 amino acids. The transcript is spliced from 2 exons. The record is from RefSeq and is a predicted model, not a curated record. NCBI's taxonomy places the organism in Eukaryota, Metazoa, Arthropoda, Insecta, Hymenoptera, Cynipidae.